ACAAAACCACAGUCCAAAUUUCAAUCUUCCCCAAAUUUACUUUUCCAAAAUUCUAAAUCCUUAAAUUUUCGGUCCUUCGCUCUUCCGUUUGGAAGAAACCCUUGCCCCCAAAAUGUCCCCCAAUCGCAUCUUUCUGGUGGAAACGGUCGUCGAAGAACUGAUUAUAUUCCCGCAAGAUCCUGACCGUGAUCCUUCGUCGGAAACGUUUGAUUUAACCUCAUCGGAAGUCCGUCACCUGGAGAAGGGAGACUGUGCGGUUUGUCCGAUUCGCUGCGUUCGCUUCCAGCUGGGCAAUUUGGCUCGAUGUGAAGUUUGCGAAAAUGAUUUUGGCUCUCAGCUGGACAUAGAACGCUCAAAGUUGGGCGAAAGCUGUAUGUUCACACUGGACACAGCUCGCCAGAUUGAUGAAUCGCUAAAUUUCGUGAUAUCGGCUGUGGAAAAGUGGCCAAGUGGCCGCACAAAUGUCCUUGGUAGAUGGAAGCAGCCGGCGAACGAGAUAUUCGCGAAUCUGGUCAGUAACUACGACAAUAUAAAUGGGACGACCGGGUCGAGUACGUCGAUCGGAACAGCUUUAUCCGAGGGUUCGAUUUCCAAGAAAAGCAUUCCAGUAUCGGAAACAAUCAAGUCACUAUAUCCGCUGCACGGAAAGGCUGACAUCGUUCGUGGUUACGUUAUAAUGACAUUGCGAAUUUCCUGUUUGGGCUCACGGAUCAUGCAGAAGGUUAUGUUUGGAACAAAAACCAACGAAUCAGGGUUUACCUGUUUCAAAUCCGUUGACCAAGAGGACGAAGAACGAUUUAUGAAAUGUGUGGCUUUCGAUGAGGUAGCUCAUCCGCAUCCCGUUCUUUGCACGGAUUGUGAAAUCCCGAAAGAAAAUCUACCGGGUCCUCCUCCGGGUUCAGUAUCCAGUAAGGAGGAGAUUUGUUCACCUUAUGACGAGUACACGGCUGAAAUGAACGGUAAUGCAAUUUCCAUACGGGUGGAAAAAGACUGCCAACUCAAAGUAAUGUUGCCGGAUGAACCAGAUGACAAUUGUACCAAAGGCUGUUGGACUUCACUAGCCCUACCGGAAGGCGUGUACGCCCUGGAGGAACGCUAUGUUCAACGAGAGGAGAACGCAUGUCGUCUGCCGGUGGUUCGAGGAAACCUCAAAUAUCCCGCCCGGCAGUGGUCCGGGGACUUUAUGAUGUGCAAGCAGAAACGACCGAUCUGCGCCGAAGAUUUCCGAGUGCGACCGGAUCAAACCCGUUCCGUAUGUAUGCAAACACGUGAUCCCGAGAAAACGGUGGAACCCUGCGGUAUUGAGAUAUGCAGAAAGGGAUGGAAUGACCCGAACGUUGAUGUGUUUGUGCUGAAGUUGGGCAAAAAUAAAACCUCCCGGGGCGAGGCGGCUCAUAAUCAGGUUGAGGUGGAAUUACGUACGCCGAAGGGGCCCAUGGUGGAGAAGAAGGCAAAGGAAACGCGUGGUGUUCAGGUGAUUGAGGAAGAAUUCGAAGACUUCAAAAAGCCAGUUACGGAAGAGGCCAAAAAGUCAAAGAAAACUACUAAGAAGGGCAAAAAGAAAUAGCACCGAUUAAGUUAGAGAAAUGUGAGAAAAUAUGCGUCCCGUAUUGAUUGUUAUUACACUCGUUAAAAAAUU
Messenger RNA from Topomyia yanbarensis, 1639 nucleotides. RefSeq lists its product as uncharacterized. The coding region runs from base 113 to 1567 and encodes 484 amino acids. The transcript has 2 exons. Lineage: Eukaryota; Metazoa; Arthropoda; Insecta; Diptera; Culicidae. The record is from RefSeq and is a predicted model, not a curated record.